Pyricularia grisea is the source of this 766-nucleotide messenger RNA. RefSeq lists its product as uncharacterized. The transcript has 2 exons. NCBI's taxonomy places the organism in Eukaryota, Fungi, Ascomycota, Sordariomycetes, Magnaporthales, Pyriculariaceae. The record is from RefSeq and is a predicted model, not a curated record. The coding region runs from base 1 to 468 and encodes 155 amino acids.
AUGAGAUGCCUCUUCAGCAUCGUCAGCCUCUGCUCCUCCUUCUUCUUCUUCCUCGUGCUCCUCCAAAUCAUCAGAGGAAAGACUCCAACCAUCUACCAUCUCCACGUCAACAACGUCCUCAGGCCUGACCUCGAGCGCAAGCAGACUCUGCUUCCUGACGUCUUCGGGCCCCGUGCGCCGCGGCCGGAUCUGCGAAAUGUUUAUCACGUGGAGCCGCGGGUUGGCGACGAGCCGGUCCGGCUCACGACCCAACGCCCACAGCUUGUUGAAGCAUUCCUUGUUGUGGAGCGCGCUGGCGCUGUCUUGUCGCUUCUUGGCGGCAGUGAAGGUGCGGAGAACCUCGGCGGGUUUUGGGUUUUGUGGUUCUUGUUGGUGCUGCUGUUGUUGGACUUUGGGUUGGGAUCUGAGUCGUCUCAGCCGCUCCUUGAGCGCGUUGAUCUUGCUGUCGCGGAGCAGAUUUGGAAGUGAUGCCAUAUUGUGCGGAUCUUGUCUCCUUUUUGAAGCAAUCAACCCGUGGUGGUGUCUCUCAAUCAAAGAAGUGAUUUCCAGGUCUUGGUGUUGAACUGAGGCUAUGUUGAGCUUGGCGCCAAAUAGUCAACGAAGGUUCCUCCCCAGCUUCUGCUUCCCUCUCUUUCUUUUUCAACUUCUUCUCACCCUUCUAUGCAGGCACGAACUAGGAGAUGCCUUGCUAAGGAUGCUCCAGGGCGAAAUCAAUGAGUAAGCAAGGUUUUUGACGAUUCCAAAAUGGUGGAUGCUUCAGCCUAGG